AUGGAGGAGAUGGAAAAUGAGAAUAAGGCACUCCGUGACCAAAUGAAGGAACACAAAGAGAGGGUUGACAAAAUACCAGGUGCCCCAAAGUUGUUGCCAAAAUGCGAUGUUGGUCGAUUCAUCGAGCAACCAUACAACGAAGAAGCGUCCCCAUACGCCAUUCCAAAGACCUUCAAAAUGUCACCCUACCUAAACAUAUAUGAUGGUACUACCGAUCCAGAAGAUCAUAUCAUCCACUACGUCACAGCCGUAAAAGGUAACAAUCUUUCAAAAGAGCAGGUACCAUCGGUACUGUUGAAAAAGUUUUGCGAAACCCUAACAGGGGGAGACCUGACAUGGUACUCUCAACUACCAGCACGCUCGAUAGCAACGUUCGAGGAAAUGGCAGACAAAUUUGUCACCGCCCAAGCAGGAGCCAAAAAGGCAGAAGCCAGGGUAAACGAUAUAUUUGCCGUAAGACAGAUGUACGGCGAGGGACUCAGGGACUUCUUAGCUCAGUUCAACAGGGUGAGAAUGAGCUUGUCGAAUGUGUCAGAGGGAAUGACAGUAGCAGCCUUCCAGAAUGGACUAAACAGGAACGGGUCGAGAGCAACCAGAAAAUUGCUAAGCAGGCUCAUGAAAUACCCUCCAACCACUUGGGAAGAAAUCCAUAACGCCUACUGCGCCGAGGUAAGAGUCGAUGAGGACGACCUCAACGGUCCGACCCAAUGGUUGACGUCAGUUCAAACUGAAGCAAGGAAAGAUCAUCGCAACGACGGUCGAAGAGAUCAGUCGGGGCCUCGUCUCGGCCAAGAAAGGCAUUAG
Messenger RNA from Nicotiana tabacum (common tobacco), 804 nucleotides. The record is from RefSeq and is a predicted model, not a curated record. Lineage: Eukaryota; Viridiplantae; Streptophyta; Magnoliopsida; Solanales; Solanaceae.